Cutaneotrichosporon oleaginosum is the source of this 4057-nucleotide messenger RNA. RefSeq lists its product as uncharacterized. Lineage: Eukaryota; Fungi; Basidiomycota; Tremellomycetes; Trichosporonales; Trichosporonaceae. The record is from RefSeq and is a predicted model, not a curated record.
AUGAGCGCCGUGUCCGCUAGUGCGACGCGCGCACAGCUGGCGGGCUAUGAAGAGCCUGUCGAGAGCGAGGACGAGUGGGCUACCGUUGAUCUACCCGAGGAGAUGCGUGAGGCAUACGGUUCGCAUUGCGUGUCUAGCUUUGCCGCCGACGAUGACCGCGCCGUACUGGGUUUUCAGCCACUUGCCCGCGCAGAAGACGAGGCGCUUACUGAGGAGCUGGAUGGUGUGAUCGGACGCCUGGCGGACCCAGAGCCUGCCACUCCACCAACAGGCCCGAGCAUCCCAGACCCAUUGAUUGAACUGUUCGAGGCAUUCAUCUACGAUUCUCCUGUGGUGGACAAGCAGCCCAAAUCUCCAGGUGUGGAGCACUGUACGCCGCCAAUAGCCCCUUCCUCCCCCAAACCCACUAGUAUUCAAUCUGAGGUCACAACCUGCGUGCGGUCAAGCCCGUUGCCUCCAUCGUCAUCCACAUUGCCAUCUACAACAUCCGAGGCGGGGGUGGUUCCAGCGGCGCCAGUGGCACCGGCCAAUGACCUUUCCGUGAAGGAUACCCCUCCCCUGCCGCCUAACCAUGACAGGAGCAUACUUAGUGACCAAGAUGGCUGUUAUCCGUUUUGCGGAGAAUAUUCUGCCCGACCUUCGUCCACGCUCCAAGUCGAGGCGUCAACCGAAGCUCCUGCACCUUCGCUCGAGGGACGACCGAGUGAGGGCGGCGUGGUGGACACGCUCGAAAUGCCUGUGGACCAUGAGACGCCACGCUUCAUGGCAGCUACCACUGCUACCCCUUCUCCUGCCGAGUCGCUGCGGGAGCCGGACAACAUUGACGCUGGCUCGCCUGAAAUAGCCGCGUCCAGAACCGCGGAAGAGUCCCUUGCGACCACUGAUAACGGGAAGGACCGACUUGCCUUACCUGUGGCAGAGGCUGUCAGUAUCAUCCCCGCUGUCAGCACCCCAGUGUCCACGCCGACUGCCAUUCCCCUCACAUCCGAUGACUCCGACGGCGAGUGGCCAGAAGUGGAAGUCGAGGGCGCUACUGAGAGCGAACCAGAAGAAUUUACGUCGAAGCAUGGCGUCGAGGACGGAACUCUAACGAAGGACCCCGUGGACGAGGCGUCAGAAGACAACGUGCAGUCGAUUACGCCUUCGAGCCCUCCUUGCCAUGGCGUUGCCGAUGCCGAAGGCAUCAACGGGGAACUUCUCCUUUCGUCCGUCGCCACUGAUACCGAAAGUGCCGACGUCUGUCCAGACCACGGUACGUUCGCAGUACCUCUUCCGAGAGAGGGAGUUGCUCUAGACAAUUCCACACCGGACGACAUCCGCCACAAGCCAGCCGCCAAUGAGACCGCUGUCAUACCAACGCCACAGCCGAGAUCAACAAUACUUACCAACAUCGCCGCACCCCGCGCACUCAGUGACUGGCUCUCACACUUCGUGCCGCCCAGCCCGUCCCCAUCUGACUGCACUGAGUUAGCGCAGACAUCGACGUCGCACACACCAAGUACCAGGGUGCCUUCAGAUUCUUUACCCUUCAGCCAAAGCGAAGGCAGCGCUGAUUCGGCCGCCACUGCCACGGCGUCACGCACUUCGCCUGAACCAGAUUGGCAUCCUGGCAGCCUUGCCCAGUCCGACGAGGGCGAUAAUUCAAGCAGCAGUGCGCAGCGUCGACUGGGCUCGCCCAUCCGCACCUCGGGAGCCCCCGCAGAACUCGAGGCCGCAGAGAUCUCUGCCCUUUCCGUUUGCGAACCAGUAUCACCUCCCUCUGUCGGCACCACUCCUGGUAAUGCCCUGACAUACGCUGAGACGGACACGUCAAGCGAGACAGUUUCAGGUGACUGCCACAGCUCGAGUGAAGCGCGGGUGCAGCCGUACCAUUCAUCCAGCCCUGGCGGCUCCUCUUCAUCUCCCCCGCGCCCCACAAACCCCUCUAGCAGCGAUGGCCAGUCUUCAACCACGACGGUCUUGGACUAUGCCCCUGGUUCCUCCUUGCACCCGGCUGCAAAGGCAGAGGCGGCCGCAACGGACGGAUGUCUUAAGACCGAGUGUGCGUCAGAUGUGGACCAGGCUUCAUCGUCCAUUUCCAACCUCGGUGGGGUCGGCGGCGACCUCCCCCAUGCCAACCCUUGUCCAUUUCUACAUCCUGAUCUCGAUACUGUGACCACGGCAGCUCAUGUGGCGGGAGAUGCGGCAUCGCAGGGGUCUGCAGGCUCUAAAGCUCCUGUCCUAUGCAGAUCAGCGCCGUCCGAGUCACGCCUCACAUCAUCGCCGACGGGACAGCUAUCCGCCGCGGAUACCGUUGACACCCCUGGCCUCAACAACCUAUUCCCCACUCAUGCGCACACAUUGUCUGGAGGGGCGCCGCGCCGGCUCCACGACGACUUCACAGAAUUCAAUCGGCCUGCCGUCGAAGGCCAGACUGGGAGUCUCCCACAACUUCAUCCAGUCUAUGGGGUGUGGGGAUGGCCGCCCACUAACGUUCCAUGCAACCCCCGAAGUAGCCUCAACCUGACUCUGUCCAGUGCCAGCCGCAGAGCGUCGGGAAGCUCCCCACGAGAGUCACUCGUCCCAGCUUUUUUGCCACGCGACCUUGCCACGUCCGGUCGACUGCGCGUUGUGCCCCACACAUCCGCCAUACGCCACACUGUUGAUUGCCUCGAGGACCAAGAGUCUCCUCUCUCUUUGCACUGUACCACAUCAUCCGAGGCAUUGCGGACCAUCCCCCUGCGGCCGUGCCCUAAUGGCAAUGGAUCUUUCUCGGGGCCCGUGGAGAGGGUCGGACAUAGCGCUGAAGUGCUGAAGUGUUGGGAUGAUGAGGGAAGAUAUGCCUCGGAGGAGGACGAGGUUGAUGAUCUCAUUCCGAUGAUGAGCGCUGUAGGUUUAGGCAGGCUGGGAGCAUCUCCAGUGCCCUCCAGCGUCGACGUCCCGGAAAAGGAAGCCGAGCGGAAAGAAGAUGUUCAUCAAGCUGUCAGAAGCCCGUUCGUCCCCAUCCUCACCACCAUGCCCACGAACACGACAGCCCGUCCUCGGCGAAAGCGAGUGGUACUCUCAUCGACGGCAGCUGCGGGUACAUCUCCAACAGCUACGAGAGACAAGCGCAGCAAGCUCACAAGAGCACCAAAGUUCUGGAAGGUGCCACCCGGCAUGGCGACCAGCUCUCUGCCGAGGACGCGGAACGCAUCAAAGGCGCAGGAGGCCGGUAAAGCGCAAGAGACAUCGGAAGAGACGGGGCCACAAGAGGACCCCCAGGCUGGGGAUGCGCAGCAUCCAUUGGGUCAGCCUCGCAGUGUGAAGCCCUCCGUGGAAACCUCGAGGAAGCGGCGGAGACUGAGCCUCACGAGUCGUUCAACCCUCUCUCCCGCACCUGACUCCGAUCACCCACCCGCUCCAACCAAGCGCAAGCGCGGUUCCCAAACGCGAACACAACCAGCAACUUCCUCUUCCAUAACCGAAGACACAGCGGAACCAGAGCAAAGUGCUGCGGACCCGAGCAGUGACACUGCUGGCCCGGCGUUCCGUCGCAAGCGCAUGCGCUGGUCAAAGAAGCUGGUUGGAACUUCGCCAAGAGGACAAGCCAAAAUCGUCUCCAGGCCGACUGCCUCAGGAAAACGUACAGCAGCACACAAAGAGAGCGGGGUGCUGUCUAACGAUACUCAGCGCAGAAAGGCGGCGUCCUCCUCCUCUAUGAAAACUAAGGCCAAGACAGUUCGAGCUGAGGCUGGCCGCGCGGAGGUCCGAGCAUCAAGCCCGGCUCAAGGCAAGGUCAAGAUGAGCUCCAAUGGCUACCGUCUGUGGACGAAGGAGGAGCUCGAGUUUUUCGCCGACUUCUGGCAUGACUGGCACGCGGAACAUCCUGGACAGACGCCCGGUCAGGAUGCAGGCAAGCUUUGCGUCGAGGCGAUGAAGGAUGCAGGCUACAUCCGCAGCGCGAAGAGCGUGCUGAUGCGGUAUCGCAAAGACCAGCCUUGAAUACAUGCAUCAGUAGAUCAUGUAGACAUAACGUUGUAUGAUCCUCUUGCUGUAGAAUCACAUUCUGUUGAUGUUCGUGCGUCCAUGCAUCCUG